CAGGGAAGCCCAGGACCAGAUGGACCUCCGGGUCCUAAAGGUGGCCCUGGUGAUCCAGGAGAUGAAGGGGAAAUAGGGGAACCUGGACCACCUGGACUUAAUGGAGCCAAUGGGAAUCCAGGCAAGCCUGGACCCUCAGGGGGCUAAAGCCAAGCGAGGUGAGAAUGGUGACCCAGGGUUUAAAGGAGACCUGGGACCUCCAGGACCUCCAGGUAAACAAGGAUUUAAAGGGCGUCAAGGCCCUCUAGGACUUCAGGGACUUGAAGGACCAACAGGGCCACCAGGAACUCCCGGACCCAGUGGGUUUGAUGGCAUCUUGGGGGAGCAAGGAAAGCAGGGAAAAGAUGGACUAAAGGGAGACAGAGGACCAAAUGGUAUUCACGGAGUUCCUGGGCCUCGAGGCGACAAGGGUCGAGUAGGUCGAGCAGGAUUUUCUGGAUUGCCUGGUCCAAUUGGAGAGAUGGGAAAAUCAGGAGAGAGGGGACGUGAAGGAGAACCUGGUAUUAAGGGAAUGCCUGGAGUCCUAGGAAUGAGUGGACCUAAAGGCCUAAAGGGAUUUCAAGGUCAUUUAGGUAACAGGGGACAGGAUGGACCUCUAGGAGCCAUGGGAUCCAUUGGUGCAAAUGGAAUGAAUGGGGACACUGGACCUCCUGGUCCAAAAGGAUUACCUGGGAAGACAGGAGCCCCUGGCUUCCAAGGACCUGUAGGGAAAAGUGGAGAAGCUGGCGGCAGAGGAAAGAAGGGGACAUCUGGAAAGCCUGGAGAAAGAGCAAGUUACAAAAUCACCAUCUGGCAUUUCAGGAUAUUACAGUGCAAACUCUUGUGGUGCCACAACACAGUAAAACUGGUUGAGAUUGCUGAGAAAAGAUGUGAUACUAGAUGAUAAUGAACUGCAAGUUUUUGAUAUUUUGAUUGUAGCCAUGAUGAUGUUGAGAUUAAUGAAGGGUUGGUUUCCUUUAGGGGGUUAAAGGUAAAGAUGGCCCAGCAGGGCUACCAGGAAGUGAAGGCUUAAAGGGGGAGAGAGGUGAGGAGGGACCAAGGGGGGCACAAGGCCGCCCAGUGAG
Messenger RNA from Micropterus salmoides (largemouth bass), 1064 nucleotides. RefSeq names its product collagen alpha-3(IX) chain-like. Lineage: Eukaryota; Metazoa; Chordata; Actinopteri; Centrarchiformes; Centrarchidae. Bases 101 to 883 code for a protein of 260 amino acids. The transcript has 15 exons. The record is from RefSeq and is a predicted model, not a curated record.